This is a messenger RNA of Homalodisca vitripennis (glassy-winged sharpshooter), 594 nucleotides long. RefSeq lists its product as uncharacterized. The record is from RefSeq and is a predicted model, not a curated record. NCBI's taxonomy places the organism in Eukaryota, Metazoa, Arthropoda, Insecta, Hemiptera, Cicadellidae. The transcript has a single exon. The coding region runs from base 1 to 594 and encodes 197 amino acids.
AUGGCCGACCAAACUGUCAGUGUCAUUAGUGCUGAGGUUCCUGAUCCUGAAACGGACCCUGAUCUAUUUGAAAUUGUUAAAUCUACAAUGAUUCACGGCCCUUGUGGAAACUUGAACAGGAACUCGCCUUGCAUGGUUAAUGGCACAUGCUCCAAAAGGUACCCGCGUCCCUUGUGCAAAGAAACACAAACUGCUGACGAUGGCUACCCCCAGUACCGCCGAAGGUCCCCUGCUGGUGGUGGUUUUCCAGUCAACAUAAACGGGGUAGACCUAGACAGUCGGUGGGUUGUGCCGUAUAAUCCUGUUCUGACACGUACCUUUCUAGCACAUAUUAACGUCGAGCUGUGUAAUUCUGUCAAGUCUAUAAAGUACAUUUGCAAAUAUGUAAACAAGGGCAGUGAUCAAGCCACUUUUGUUUUGGAAAAUGAGAGAGAUAAAGUGUCCAGUUAUGAAGCAGGCCGGUACAUCAGAAGUUCUGAAGCGGCAAGGCGUAUAUUUUGCUUCACAAUCCAUGAGCGAUAUCCUCUCGUAAUGCAUUUAGCUGUACACCUUGAAAAUGGUGAGAGAAUUUAUUUUAAUCCCGAAAACGCUUAA